AUGAUCAAGGCCAGAUCGUGCGACCGGUGCCACAAGCGAAAAGAAGAGUGCCGCGGCGAGAUCCCGUGCGAACGAUGCAAAAAGGACGGCGCCGCCUGUUUGUUUGAGCGGACGUUCAAGAAAAACGGCCGGCCGAGAGGGCCGGAGAGGGCCUUGACCAGAGGCAAGUACAGCAAGAACGGAUGCGUUGCUUGCCGGAAACAAAAGAAGAAGUGCGACGAAAAGCGGCCCGAAUGUGGCAAUUGCACCAGGAGGCAGAGACUGUGUUGGUACGAGAGGAGCCCAAGACGAGAAGAUGGACGGAAUGAUGAUAGAGAGGAGAACCGGAGUGGACGGAAUGGAAAGAAAGAGGAGAGUUGGAGUGAAAAGGAACAAAACCAUAAACAAGAAGACCUACAAGAAGAAGAAGGAAUGAUGAACGACACACAGCUACAGAGACUUAGUCAAAGUCAGAAUCCAAAUCUCCAAAAUCCAAAUCUCCAGAAUCCAAAUCUCCAAAAUCUCCAAAACUCCCCCCUACCCGACCUCGCCCUCACGCCGUCAACGUUCUUCAGCGCCACCGAAAAAAUGUUUCUCGACUCGUUACUCGAGGACCCCCACGAGUCCGCCCAGUCGUCGCCGCAGUCCGACACCUACGAGGAGCAGAAACUCACGCUCUUGCAAUCGUGUAUGUUGAGCACGGUCGGCAUCCCGGCCAAAGAGGGCGAGCUUUUGUGCUACUUCAUCACCAACGUGUCGAUGCUCUUGUUUGUGGACAAAACCACCACCCGUUUUUUGAGCACCGUCAUUCCUCUCUGUCUCUUUGACUCCCGUGUCCGGUACCCCGUGAUUGCCAUUGCCAGCUCGCAUCGGGCCAACAGCUCGCCCAAGUCCGAGUUCGAGAUCAUGCGGGACGCCGUCAAGUACAGGGGAAUGGCGCAGUGCUGCUUGGCCGGCCGCAACAGCGACUUCUACCACGACACGGAGAAUGUGCUUCUCAGCCUUUGUCUUGUUUCGAUCCGGGAGAUUUUCGAAGGCAACUCGCUUUUCUGGAGCAGCGCCCUCGAAAAGGGCUCCGAGAUCAUCCGGCUCCGCGGCGGCUUGAAGAAAGUGUCCAGCGUGCUGCCGCUCUCGAUCCAGUUGUUCUGCUACCUCGACCACAUUUCCUCCUUGAGCACAUGUGCCACGCCGCACGUUGACCGGUCGAAAAACAAUCCCUACGCCAACUACAACGGCAACCACGUGGAGGACAUCUUGAACUGCAAGUUUGGCUUUCGCUACGGCAUAGCGGGCGAGCUUUUCAAGAUCUUGGGCAACAUAUCCACCUUGGCCGGUUUGCGGUCGCACCGCCACAAGUCGGCCGAGCACGAAAGGCAGUUCGAGGCUCUCGCCAACUUGAUCGAAAUGAAGUUGCAAAAUUGGUCUCCGUCGCACAUUGAGUACAUGGAGAGCUUUCUGUUUGACGAAAACGUGGACGCCGACAAAAUGGCUCUAUCCUCGUAUUGGUUGGCACUACAGUGGUCGUCUUUUCUACGUCUCCACCAGAUCCGCGAGGGCUACAAUCGCAAGGAUUCACGAGUGGCCGCAUGCCUCUCGAUUAUUCUCCGGUCGCUCAAGGCCAUCGAAAAUAGCACCGAGAUCGAAAGCGGGCUUAUGUUCCCGUUGAUUAUGGCAGGCGUCGUUUGCAUUGAAAAAUCCGACCGAGAUUACAUCUUAUCGCGGAUCCGGUCCAUCAAGGAGAAAUUGCGCUUCAGCUACAUCGGCGAAUUCGAAAACUUGCUACAUGCCGUCUGGGAGCGAGAUAACGACGAAGGAGAUUGCGUCAAUUGGGCCAAGAUCCGCUUCUAUCAAUUUCCGGGCUUGGUUAUGUUCUGA
This is a messenger RNA of Clavispora lusitaniae ATCC 42720, 1854 nucleotides long. Its product is annotated as transcription factor domain family protein. Gene Ontology annotation, molecular function: DNA-binding transcription factor activity, RNA polymerase II-specific; zinc ion binding; transcription cis-regulatory region binding. The record is from RefSeq and is a predicted model, not a curated record. Gene Ontology annotation, biological process: positive regulation of transcription by RNA polymerase II. Gene Ontology annotation, cellular component: nucleus. Lineage: Eukaryota; Fungi; Ascomycota; Pichiomycetes; Serinales; Metschnikowiaceae.